UUGGAAGUAAAUACGGAAGUGAAGAAAUCGCAACUCAUUUCACAGAAAGAAGACGAAAACAUUCUGUUAUUGUAUACCAAAACGAAACAGAAAAAAUGUUACACAAGCAUGGCAGCUGUUUUAAAGAGAAAUUCACGAACAAAAUCGUCUAAAAGAUACUGUAAGGAAAAAUUCUGUUGUAAAACUGAAAAUACAAAGGCCUUUAUUCAUUGUGAGGAUUGUGAUACAGACCAAUGCACUGAAUGUGACGAAGCAAUUCAUAAAAUCAGCAUAAAGUUUGAAUUUCACGACAGAAGAAAGUUAGAUCCGCCACCUUUUGAAGAUUUGUGUCAGAUAGGGAAAACUCAGAACUGGCUGCUUGUCUGUGAAGAAGAAAAUUUUGCAGAUUUGAGAUGUGAAGUUUGUGCCUUGAACUUUUGCUUGAGUUGCUUUGAUGAUUAUCACAAAGGCAACAAGAAAACACACAGAAAAAUAUUCUUUAAAGAGUUCAGACAAAGACAAUUACAAGAUCAACUGAAUAAUCAUAUUAAACCAUCCAGUCCAUUGGAAAGGGAAGAUGACAGUUUAACAUUUAUGUCAUGUCCACAGUUACAGGACCAGUUCCCUGAUUUUAGUCCACAUCAGACAGAAGUUUCUGAUUCAAAAAUAUAUAGCAAUAAUCAGAGCGAAAGCAUGAACUCUUUUAGUAGUGCUAAAUCUGAUCAUAGUCAACCAAGCAGCAUUCCAGAUAUUUGUUUAUCAGCAGGAAACGAAAUGUCUAGUAUUGAAGCCCAACUAGCUGAGAGCAUAAUAGAUCUCAAUGAUCCAUAUGACAACAUAAAGAGCUUUAUGUUGAUAAAUGACCAAGAAAUCAUACAGAUUGGUGAUGAAGAAGAAUUUGCUCAGCGGCUUGGAUGUGAUGGCAAUGAACUUGUGAAAGUUGUUUCAAUAUUUGGCAAUACAGGAGAUGGUAAAUCGUUUACUUUAAACCACACUUUCUUUGGUGGUAAAGAAAUUUUUAAGACCUCCGCACAUCAGUCUUCAUGCACCAUUGGAGUAUGGGCUGCAUUUGACCCCAAAGAAAAGGUCAUUGUCAUUGACACAGAAGGUUUAUUAGGAAUAACAUCCAAUCAGAAUCAGAGAAUGCGCUUACUGCUGAAGAUUCUUGGAAUAUCCGAUAUAAUGAUUUAUCGCACUAGAGCAGAGCGAUUACAUAACGACAUGUAUCAGUUUCUUUGCGAGUCUUCAUCAGCCUACACAAAGCAUUUUUCAGAGGAGUUGGAGGCCACUGCCAAAAGAUGUAACAAAUGUGUGGGAGAUUUGACACCAGCUGUCAUCGUUUUCCAGGAAACCGUUAACACCAGUGUUCUCACUAACUCAGGCACAGAUUCUGCUGAGAAAUAUAUUUGGAAUACAUUCCGUCAGCUAGAGUGUACCAUGCACUUUAAGGAUCUCACCUAUGUUGGGGUGCGGACAGAGAGACCCCCAACAGACUUCUCAGAUUUCCAGACUGCUUUGUUUCAGCACUUAUCAGACAAGACCAAUCGUGCAGCACGAAAACCAGCAAUUGUCUUCAAAACCCUUAAGAAUUUGAAUGACAAGUUUAAUGGAGAAGUGGAGAAACCAUUAUAUGGGACCUUCCCCGAUCAGCUGUUUUCGUGUGCCAUGAAAUGUCUGUCUUGUGGGGAGGGUUGUACAAGAAGUAUGAAUCAUGAUACGGACAGUGAACCCCAUGAAACUGAGAGGAGGUGUAAAUAUCAGCAUCAGUUUGAGAAUAAGAUUUAUUUGUGUAAGUCCUGUUACCUGUCUGGUAAGGAGUGUGUUGUCAUUCCAAAGACAUCGGAGUCAAGAGACAGUGCAUGGACCGGGCUCAUCAAAUAUGUGUGGGCGGGGGAAGUGCUGGAAUGCCCAAGUUGUGGAGUGAUAUUCCGAAGUCGUCAGAACUGGUACGGCAAUAAGGAUAUAGAAGAGAUUGUUCACACAGAGAUUCGCCACGUCUGGCCAGAUGGGUACAAGAUGUUACAGGGAACCCACAAUGCUGCUCGCAAAGUGAUUGAUGGCUUUCACUAUAUAGCAGACUCCAUCACUAGUGUUGGAUCCAAACCCACAAAGAUGAUCUCUGAUUGGAUGAACGAUCGUAUCGCUCCGGAAUACUGGGUUCCUAAUUCACAAAUAUCACACUGCCAUCAUUGUUCCAAAGAAUUAGAGAAUGAACAGAAACAUCAUUGUCGUGCCUGUGGUAAGGGUUUCUGCGAUGACUGCAGUUCCCAACGGCGCCGUGUGCCAGAAAGAGGCUGGGGGGAAAUGUCUGUGAGAGUUUGUGACAAAUGUUAUGGAGGGAAAAAAAUGUCAGAUUCCAAUGACAGCACAGGAAGUAAUUCUCAGGUCACCGCUAGAAAAGUCGGCGAGGUCGUCACCUCAGCGAUAAGUGUUGCAGCUUCUACACUUAAUUACCCUAUAGGCAUGAUCAAAGACACUGCACGGCCUGCCUACUGGACUCCAGAUGAAUUGAUCAAAGCAUGCCAAGUCUGUGAGGAACCGUUCGGUCCAAAACUCUGGAUCCAUCACUGCAGAGCUUGUGGACAGGGUGUAUGUGAAAAUUGCUCCCCUAACAAGAGGCCCGUGCCACUGAGAGGAUGGGACUAUCCUGUUCGAAUCUGUCGGAAAUGUGAGAAUAAGCGGGACCACCUUUAAACACUCCAACUAGCUCAGCUUCAAGUUUUGUUACACUUUAUAAAUAGUAUGUUUUGCACAGCUAUGUUCUGACAAGAAGGGUAAGAUAUUAGACUGAAGAAUAGCAGAGCUGUAUUUGUAUUGUGCUGAAAAAAGUCAGAAUAACAGUGCUCAAGAAGGAGAAAGCAUUAUUUGGUGUUGAUACUGAUAAUGACAUUUUUUGCACCAGAGAUCAUGUUUUAGGAUAUUUAUGACGAGUGGUUUUUAGUGAUUUGUUGAUACUGUAGGCAGUAUGAGAAUUGUAUCACAUGGAGUAAUUGUAGACAUUGAAAAUUCUGUAAAUCCAAGACCACAGCAUUGUGAUGUAUGAGACUUUUGAUUACCACUAAAACUUUCAGGCCAGUGAAGAAUUAAAACCUGUAGAAAAAAAGAUCAAUCAUUAUAUACAUGUGAAUUUCAUGAAAAUCUACAAGAAUGUUUUUGAAGGGUUUCAAUUUUAUCAUUUUGAAUUUAGUUUGAAUGAGCAUGAAAUUGCAGCUUUGUGUCAGAAUGCAAGAAAAAGGAUGGAUUUAAAUAACAAAGGAAAAUACAUUUUAGCAAUGAUACAGACUUUUCAAACUAGUUCACAAAUUCCUGUAAAACCUACUUCCAUGUAUUUUUCUCCCUAUACCCACUGUUCUUGAACUGUUGCAGUACAGGAUAUCAAUUUAUACUGAGUUGUGGUGUUGACAUAUCUGCUGUGGGACUAGUCAAAUUCUGAAGAUGGUAAUCUAAACAUCUGCUGUUUACAUCAUUAUUGCAAGUUAUUUUCCUAAUAGAUCAGGAUGUUGUAUUCCUACAAUCCACUCUUCUCCAUGAAAGUCAUUACUUCCGAAAGAGAAUGACUAUUGAAUUACAGAGUAUGUGUGUCUUAUGUUAUAUGUUACAUUACCGUAAUGGAAGAUUCAUAAAAGACUCACCAUUUUAUGACUUUAAUUGUUUUACAUACCGGUACAUAACACGUAAUAGCUAGUCAGCAAUUUAUAUGUCCACUGUAGUUACAACAAGAAAACUUAAUGUGUAUCGAUACUACUACAAGGACUCCAUGGCUCAGUGUUUUCUGUACUAGUAUUACGUUCAUCUCAUGAUUAUGAUCAGAUGUAACAGAUAACCAACACAUUGUAAGAGAAUUAAAGUUACAGUAAAUGGAAUACUGUCGCUGUUUCAAGCAAAAAUUAUACCUGUGCUCAUAUCAUGUGUAGUUUGUGACAAAUUCAGUUUUUGAGAUUUUACUUUCCUAAAGUAGCUACUUUUAUGCGUGGAAUGCAAGAGAGCUACAAACUUUCACAAUCCAACAUUUUCAUAUAUUAAAACUUGUAGCAAUUACAUGUAUUGUAUUUUACAAACUAUCUUGCUCUUGUUUUUGCAUAUAUCACAACUAAUACUAUAAUUUUAAAUAGCUUAUUCAUUGUACCAAAUAUGUUGACAGUAUUUUGUAUUGACUGGAUUUUUACUAUAGACAGGCCAGCAAUAAAAAUGUUCUACUGUAUACUGUACAGUAAGGAUCAGGUGGAGUUGUUGCUCCUUCACUGAUUGUAUGUCAAUGGGAGUAAAUUUUUGAUCAGUGCUAUUUUAACUUGGUAUAGGGUAUCUUCUAAUAUGUACCUAUCAAUAAAUAUGAUAUGUUAAUUACAGGAGCCUGUGUACCCAUCAAUAAAAUGAUAAUACAUUGUAGAAAAAAAUUACAUCAUGUCCAAUAUAUAUUAAUCGGGAACUCAAUGAUGUUCAUUGAUCCAUAAAACAACAAAUAAAACUGAAUAUGUUGUUAAAUUAAUUUAAGAAAUGGUUGUACCCUGUAUGUAAAACAAAAUGUUUUAUACUCGACUAUAUUGUAACAUCUCGCACGUAUCAUCAUCUUAUUGAUAGAUACACAUCUUAUUGAUAGAUACACAGGCUCCUGUGCAGUAACAGUACCAGUGCUUCCAUGAUUUAUUUGUGCAAGUGAAUUUUUUAUUUUAAUAUUCAGAGUACAAGUUACUACAUGUAGUAAUUACUGAAAACAAAUUUACACUUAUUCUCUGCACUCAUAUAACAUAUGUAUAAUGUAGGGAUGUUUUCUAUUUCUCAACAAAAUAUCAUUGUUAGGACUGAGGAAAUCUGAUCGAUUUGAAAUUCAUUAUUACAUGAACAUUGUAUUACAAAUAUUUAAUACAAAGAGCUACUGAUUUGCAAAAAUGAAAUUAAUAUAUUUUGUAAUACUAGAUUCUGUACAAUGCAUUUUUAUGUCUGAUACUAGUAUAUCACAACAGCCAACACAAAUUUAGUCAACAAUGUAUGCCUUCCCGUGUUUACUUCAAAACAAACAGGUACUCACAGAGAGACACACGACUACUUGGGCACAAUUGACCAAAUAAAACUUGUUUCUUUUUUCAGUUGUCAAAGUCACUGUUUAGAACAAUCAUGGUGAUCCUUGAAUGAUUCUAUUAUCAUUUUAUGAACAAAUGGCAAGAAUUAAAAUUAAGAAUCUGGUCUGAUAUAUCUAGGAUGAAUGGCAAAAUUUUGAUGCAUAAAAUUGAACAGGCUGAAUAUUACUUAAAUCAGUACCUUACUAGAAAAUACUUUUAGAUGCCUUUGGUUUUUUGUCAUUCCUGUCCUAGUGGUUGAAUUCAGAACUGGUCAUAAUUGUGUAAUGUUCAACAAGAAAUAUCGUAAUCCAAUGGUAUGUAUAUUUAAGAACUGUACAUACCUCCUUGGUAAAAAGGUCAUACAUUGGUAUAGAAAUCAGGUAACUUAACACCCCCCCCCCCCCCCACUCCCAAUAAAUUCAUUUUACCAUCAACCUCUGAAUAUAUGCAACCCUCUGUAAAUAUAGAUCACGAGACCAGCGUGUUGUGCGGCUGAUUUUUGUACACCCAAAAUAGCUGUUUUGUAUUUCCUGUGAUAAAUGAAGUGCAAUGGUUUUUUGAUUUGUUAAUACAUCAUGUUAAUUGGUUGUAUUCAUUCCCAAUUUAGGUCAAAAUAAAUCAUCAUAUCAAG
This is a messenger RNA of Ostrea edulis (European flat oyster), 5667 nucleotides long. Its product is annotated as zinc finger FYVE domain-containing protein 1-like. The record is from RefSeq and is a predicted model, not a curated record. The coding region runs from base 109 to 2673 and encodes 854 amino acids. Gene Ontology annotation, molecular function: GTPase activity; zinc ion binding; GTP binding. NCBI's taxonomy places the organism in Eukaryota, Metazoa, Mollusca, Bivalvia, Ostreida, Ostreidae. The transcript is spliced from 11 exons.